AUGGUUACCAGGGAGACAGAACGAAACAGGAAGUGGUGUAAAGGUGCACGAGGAGGUGAGCUGGAGGGGGAUCAGAGAAAAACCUUCUGGUUGCACCGCAUGAAGGAACUGUUACCUCACAGCGUGUCCUCUGUCCUCUACAGGAAGCUGGCCGAGGAGAAGUACGAGGAAGUCCACGCCCGCAGGAGGGAACUGAGGAGCCGCCAUUUUGAAAAAGUCAGCGUGGAUGUUCUGAACGAGAGCAGAGAGGGCGGAGCCUGCCAGAACCAGGCUCAGCCAAUCAGCAGCCAGAAUCGCCAGAACGCUGGAGGGUCGUCGCCAAAACCGGAGCAGGACGAGUCAGAACCAGAGCUGCACGAUAUCCCUGAGGAUCCUCGUGCUGCAGAAGUUUAUUACAACCAGGACAGGUUCGACUCGUGCUCAGAGGACGACGAGCCAGCGGCACCUGCAGAGACGCUGUACCUGUCUGACCCACAGGAGGCGUGA
This is a messenger RNA of Neolamprologus brichardi, 486 nucleotides long. The record is from RefSeq and is a predicted model, not a curated record. Lineage: Eukaryota; Metazoa; Chordata; Actinopteri; Cichliformes; Cichlidae.